UAUUACUAGUCUCAUUUCGUGCACCGAUAGCAUCGCAAGUAAAGUGCAGUUUUACAAUCAUCGUCAACAACGGAAAAUGGUUCCAAGGAUAGUGGUGCCUUUGUUAGUCGUGCUUGCUGUGGUGGCCGCCAAGCGAUCGUACGAAGGCUACAAGGUGUACGCAGUUGUACAGGAAACCCAGCAAGAUGCUGAUGUGCUUCGUCAGCUUCAGGAAUCGAGUUUCGAUCUUGACUUCUGGCAUCUCAGCAGACAGUUGGGCGAUGAAGCACGGGUUCUCGUAGCCCCAAAGGACCAACGAUCUUUCCUCAUCCAACUUGUCAAGCAUGGCUUGCAUUACCGAGAGCUAAUCACUGAUGUUGAAAGCACGCUUGAUAGUUACAACGAAGUGCUUCCACGUAGCCAUCAUCGUGAUGCCAACAUCUUGAACAACUAUCUGCGUCACGAUGACAUCAAUAAGUACUUGGAAGAUUUGGCUAGGAAGUACUCGUCUCAAGUUAGCGUAGAGGAGGUGAGCAAAUCACACGAAGGCCGGUCUCUCAAGACAAUCACGAUCAACAAGAAACCCAACAAUGCCGUUAUCUUCUUGGAUGCUGGAAUUCACGCCCGUGAGUGGAUUGCUCCUGCCACAGCUUUGUACGCUAUCGAUCAACUGGUUGAGCAUGCGAAUGAAAAUCAGGACGUCCUGUCAAAUCUGACUUGGAUCAUUCUUCCGGUUGUGAACCCCGACGGAUAUGAAUUCUCCCACGAAUCGGAUCGUUUUUGGCGCAAGACUCGUAAACCUGCUGGCAUUUGCAAGGGAACCGACGGAAACCGGAACUUUGAUUUUCAUUGGGGAGAAGUUGGUGCAUCGAACUCUGACUGUUCGGAUACCUAUCGUGGUGAUACUGCUUUCUCCGAACCGGAAACCCAGGCCAUUCGUGAUGCUCUAAACAAGCUGAAGGGAAGCUGUAAGUUCUAUCUAACGCUUCAUUCGUAUGGAAACUACCUGCUGUAUCCUUGGGGAUGGACCAGCGAUCUUCCGGAAACAUGGGAAGAUAUUGACGAGGUGGCUCAAGCUGGCGCAGCGGCUAUCAAGCAGGCUACUGGAUCGAGAUACACCGUGGGAAGUUCAACCAACGUCCUGUACGCUGCUUCCGGUGGAAGUGAUGACUGGGCAUACGCAGUAGCCGAAGUUCCAAUUUCAAUCACCAUGGAACUGCCCGGUGGUGGCACCGGUGGAUUCAAUCCUCCUCCUUCGGCUAUAGAGGCUAGCGUGAAGGAGAGCUGGGUCGGUAUCAAAGCUAUGGCAUUGAAAGUUGCGCAAAAAUUCUGAAUAAAUUGACGAUAGGCAGUGGAAAACUGUACUUUACAAGGGAUGUCAUAACGCUUGUUGCAUUACCUAUAGAAAUCCACUUUUAAUUGAAUUCUUCGCUACUUGAAUUUUGCAAUUCGUGUCUUCUGAACUGAGAAUACCAUUUUCAGACAUCUUG
Ochlerotatus camptorhynchus is the source of this 1469-nucleotide messenger RNA. Its product is annotated as carboxypeptidase B1-like. Bases 77 to 1312 code for a protein of 411 amino acids. The record is from RefSeq and is a predicted model, not a curated record. Gene Ontology annotation, molecular function: zinc ion binding; metallocarboxypeptidase activity. Gene Ontology annotation, biological process: proteolysis. Lineage: Eukaryota; Metazoa; Arthropoda; Insecta; Diptera; Culicidae. The transcript has 3 exons.